AAACAAUCGAUUAAGAAACUCGUCUCUCUCACCAUGGAGGUAAAAAGAGAAUUUUUACCUCCAUGCUCUCACCUACCUUCCCUGGCAAUUUGAUCAGCAUCUAAAAUUGUACAUCCGAGCUCUUUGAACAUUUCGGCAACUGUACUUUUACCAGAAGCUAUCCCACCAGUUAAACCAAUCAAGAACAUCGUAAAAUUAGUCCAAAGGCACGAACAUGUGUACACUGUUAACAAAGAAUCCAAGUACCUUCUAAUACAAGGAGUGCCAGCAAUCAAGUUAGAGACUGAGCUGAUAGAGUUGUGUUCAAUGUAUGGCAUUAUUCAUGAGUACAGAAUGUUACAAGAUUACCCAGCUGAGGAAUUUACCCAAGUUUACUGGAUAAAAUAUGAACAAAUUAAUGCAGCAAGAUUUGCCAAACGAAAGUUAGAUGACAAGCCAUUCUUUGGUGGUAUCCUUCAUGUUUGCUAUGCUCCAGAGUACGAGACGAUUCAAGACACCAGGGACAAGUUACAUGAGAGAAGUAGAGUGAUUGCACGGAAAACCAGGAAGCAAGGUUCCAUCAAUGAAGUCAAGUCUGAUGGGCAGCAGUUGUCAAGGACUCCACAUCUAGAUGCAACUAACACCACAACAACAUUAGACACAGAAAAUAAGAAAAUGUUACAGUCUGAUUGUCUGCCUGGUCAGCUUUUUAACCAAUCAGUGACACAUACACAUACAUGCCAGUAUCCAGAACUGCAACCAGCACAUUCAAGUACAGGCCAGUAUCCAGAACUACCGCCAGCACAUUCAAGUACAGGCCAGUAUCCAGAACUACCACCAGCACAUUCAAGUACAGGCCAGUAUCCAGAACCACCGCCAGCACAUUCAAGAUCAAAUCACUGUCCUGAAAAUACAGGUCUGUGUACAGAUCUACGAGCACCAGAUUUAGGUACACACCAGUAUCCUGACCUACCAGCUCCACCAAAGGAACAACCUUAUUGGAAAAGACGCCCUAUACCUACUAGAAGCAGUUUCGAUCAUGCCAGAGUACCAUCAGCAAAUGCUACACUGCCUGCAAAUUUUACACCAUUUUUAGAACCAAGACAACAGGAAGCGGAAUUUGUUGGCGCACUGCUCCCUUCAGGGGCAAGAACAAACUCUGAUACACAAUGCUCAUAUGCUGGACAUGCGGCCGGUGUACAAGAUGCCUCAAGGACCAAUAGGAAUCAACCUAGCAUAGAUUAUUCAGGUUCUCAGGCUGAAGUAAUAAAUACUGCAACCUCAACCAAUUGUAGUGCAGACCGACUGCAGUCGGGUGAGGCAGCAGUGCAUGCAAGACCAAUGAUGGUUACAAAACCAAGAUUUGUUCCCAGACAGACUCAUGCUCUCCUGAAAAGAAAACAUAGUACCGAUGAUCGCAAAGAAAGUGAUAUAACGAAUCACUUCAGCACUGGUGAUUCAUCUUUAGACAGAACAGUCAAUGUGAUUAGGAACAGGAUGCAAUCUAUGUCCCGGAUAACCAAUCAAACUACAACUCCUGUCCAGUCAUCAUCUAGCUCUGUGACCAAAAGAAGAAAAAUCUGACUUUACACAGGAUUUAACAUUUACAGUAUUUAUAUAAACAUAUUGAAAUUUGUAUUUUAAUAUCAAAGUAUAUGGAUGUAUUUACCUUCAUUUCACUUAUUAAACCCGAC
Messenger RNA from Saccoglossus kowalevskii, 1673 nucleotides. RefSeq lists its product as uncharacterized. Gene Ontology annotation, cellular component: nucleoplasm. Gene Ontology annotation, molecular function: nucleic acid binding. The record is from RefSeq and is a predicted model, not a curated record. Lineage: Eukaryota; Metazoa; Hemichordata; Enteropneusta; Harrimaniidae.